Trematosphaeria pertusa is the source of this 1395-nucleotide messenger RNA. Its product is annotated as guanine nucleotide-binding protein, beta subunit. Lineage: Eukaryota; Fungi; Ascomycota; Dothideomycetes; Pleosporales; Trematosphaeriaceae. Gene Ontology annotation, molecular function: signaling receptor complex adaptor activity; protein binding. Bases 155 to 1210 code for a protein of 351 amino acids. The record is from RefSeq and is a predicted model, not a curated record. The transcript has 5 exons. Gene Ontology annotation, cellular component: heterotrimeric G-protein complex; cytoplasm. Gene Ontology annotation, biological process: G protein-coupled receptor signaling pathway.
GCUGCCCCCUCGCCGCCCCUCCGUCGGCCAGCUGCGUGUCGGUGCCCGGGCUGAUUGCGCGCUGCUGCGAGGCCCCCUGGAUCCAGAGCCUGCCUCUCCCCUUCGCAUCCGCCGCCACGACGCCCUCUCAUCCUGCGCCCGUUGACACCGGAGCAUGGCAGACAUGAGUGCCGAAUCUAUCCAGCAGAAGAUCCAGAUCGCCCGCCGCGAUGCGGAGGCGCUCAAGGACAGGAUAAAACGCAAGAAGGACGAGCUUGCUGACACAACCCUCCGCGAUGUCGCGAAGCAGCGGGUGGAGGCGCUGCCUCGCCUGACGAUGAAGACGAAGCGCACCCUCAAGGGCCAUCUGGCAAAGAUCUAUGCCAUGCACUGGUCCACGGACCGACGACAUCUCGUCUCGGCCUCCCAGGACGGCAAGCUGAUCAUCUGGGACGCAUACACUACCAACAAGGUUCACGCCAUUCCGCUCCGAUCAUCGUGGGUCAUGACCUGCGCAUACUCGCCGUCGGGAAACUACGUGGCGUGCGGCGGCCUGGACAACAUCUGCUCCAUCUACAACCUCUCGGCGCGGGAAGGCCCCACCCGCGUUGCGCGGGAGCUGUCCGGCCACUCGGGAUACCUGAGUUGCUGCCGCUUCAUCAGCGACAAGCGUAUCCUCACCUCAUCGGGCGACAUGACCUGCGUGCUUUGGGACCUGGAAACCGGCUCCAAGGUGCACGAGUUCGCCGACCAUCUGGGAGACGUGAUGAGCUUGAGCAUAAACCCUCUCGACCACAACCAGUUCGUGUCCGGAGCCUGUGAUGCUUUCGCGAAGCUGUGGGACAUCCGCCAGCAGAAGUGUGUCCAGACCUUUGCCGCCCACGACUCUGACAUCAACGCCAUCCAAUUCUUCCCCAACGGCAACGCCUUCGGUACCGGUUCCGACGACGCGUCCUGCCGUCUGUUCGAUAUCCGUGCCGAUCGCGAGCUGCAGGCGUACACUAUCCCCGAGCCUGUCUGCGGCAUCACCUCCGUGGCCUUCUCCGUGUCCGGCCGUCUGCUGUUUGCAGGUUACGAUGACUUCGAGUGCAAGGUCUGGGACGUCCUCCGAGGCGAGCGCGUAGGCACAUUGCAAGGGCACGACAACCGGGUCAGCUGUCUCGGUGUGAGUAAUGACGCACUAAGUCUCUGCACUGGUUCAUGGGACUCCAUGUUGCGCAUCUGGGCAUAAUCCACGCAGCCUCCCGAUCAAAUGCGACAACAUGAGAUGAUGCAGAUCUGAACGAACGAUGGCGUGGGCGAACUUCCUUUAAUUUCUGGCCAAAACUACGACAAAACAUUGCCUGCUUUUCUCACCCCAUACCCACUCGACACCUCACGCGUCUUCCGGCGUAGCUGAGCGGCGCGGCCUCGCUU